Molecule: messenger RNA, 4573 nt
Organism: Cololabis saira (Pacific saury)
Lineage: Eukaryota; Metazoa; Chordata; Actinopteri; Beloniformes; Belonidae
Gene: arhgap46a
Product: Rho GTPase activating protein 46a
Exons: 10
Coding region: 57-3500 (1147 amino acids)
Biological process (GO): signal transduction
Cellular component (GO): cytoplasm; cytoskeleton
Molecular function (GO): GTPase activator activity; protein binding
Source: RefSeq, a predicted model, not a curated record
AGCCCGGAGCCCCGCGGACGCUCCUUUCUACCCGCCCCGCUUACCAUGUGAGCAACAUGUCCGGGAAAAGCUCUGAUUGGGUGGAGAUCUUGGAGCCACGCUCCCGUGAGCGCAUGUACGUGAAUCUGGCCACAGGUGAAUGUGGCUGGGAUCCUCCCGCAGGCGUUCCUGUCCGCCAGGCGGACGGCAACCAGUGGUGGGAGUUGUUUGACUCCCAGAGCGGUCGCUUCUACUACUACAACUCCACGGGCCGUCGCACGGUGUGGCAUCGCCCGCAGGGGGCCGACAUCGUCCCCCUCUCCCAGCUGCAGGCCAUGAAGCGCUGCAGCGAGGCCAGGAAGGCCGGGGGGGCGGCGGACAAACACCACCACCACGGUACCACGGGGAGCACCGGCAGCGUGAGGAGCACCAGCAGCCUGAGAAGCCAGGGCCGCUGCACACCUCUACCUGAGCAGGAAGGGGAAGGCCCUGCCCCCGGAGCUCCCGGAGCCCCCGCAGCCCCGGAGCAGCGCCAGGACGACGCCGGCUCGGAGGCAGACUCAACGCUGGACAGCAGACUGACGGCAGACGGGGGCAGCGCCGAGCAGAGCACAGAGAGCAGCAGAGACCUACAGAGGGACACCUCUGAGAGAUGGCAGCCGACCCCCGGCUCUAAAGCCGCCAUGCUGGUGAAGGUGAACAGCCUGAGCCGCAGCCAGCACCUCCAGCACCCCCAGCACCCGCAGCACGGCGCUCCCAGCAAGGCUCACACCUUCAGCCUGUACGCCUCCAGCAAGGCCCCGGGCGGGCACCCCAGCUCCAGCCAGGGGUACAAGACGGCCCCGUCGGGCAGGAUGGCUGCCGAGGCCCGCCAGCACCAGCAGCAGCAGCACCUGAGGAAGGCUAGCACCGGCAGCUUCUGCCUGCUGGCGGCGGACAGCACCCACCCCAGUCCGCUGCUCCACAGGUCCCAGACCAGCACGCCGCACCCCGUCUCCCCCCAGUACGGCUGCACCACCCCGAUCUACGACGAUCCGGUCUCAGACUGCCCCAUCUACGACGAACCCCCCACAGACAUGGAGGUGGAGGGGGCGCACCUGUACAACGGAGCCCCUCUGUCCCGCCUGACGCCCACCCAGAGCCUGCAGAAGCCACUCCACCUCCAGCACCCGGGCUCCUCUCACUCGGGGUCCAGGCACCGCCGGAACCCCUCGGCCUCCGACUACAGCCCCGCCGGGCUGGAGUGCAUCAAGCACAUGAUCAACGUGGACCCCAAGCAAGGGUCCCCCGCGUCCACCCGCGCCCCCUCUCCCAGCCAGGGCCCCAGACCGGACCCGGCCCCGCCCCAGCAGGCCCGGGGCCCGCUGAGGGACAGAGAUCCAGCAACGCCGGGCCCCAGUUCACUGGACAAGAAGCAGAGCUGGCGGAUGCUGGAGGCCACGGUGCAGCGGGCCAUGGACGCCCGGCACAGCCGGCAGAGCAGCCAGGUCUCCCAGGACUUCUCCUCGUCCUCCACCCCGCUGGCCGCCGCCAACUACCAGGACUCGGGCUACUCCACCGGGCCCUCCCCGAGCCUGAGGCGGAAGAGCCGCAGGAGGGUGGGCGCGGCCGGGGCCGCGGGGGGCCGGCCGGGCUCGGUGGGCAGCAGCGGGGAGCUGUGCGCCCUGAACGAGCGGCUCAUGGCCGAGGUGAGGGAGGUGGUGAGCCGCUCCAACACCAUGAGGGAGGUGAGGGCGGGGCUGGACCGGGACCUGGCCCCCCGGACACGCUCCCCCGUGGACUCACUACGGUGGUACGGAGCUGGGCCGCCGGGGCCGCCGCCACCGCCGGGCCGGUGUCCGUCACGAGAAGACGUCAUGGGGGCCGCCCGCUCCCUGAAGGGGACGGGUAACUACGGCAACCCGGCCCUGACGCCUCUGGAGAUACCGGGCAGACAGAAAAGGACUUAUGAGAAGGUGGACACCUUGGAGAUGAGCAUCAACAGCCAGGCCAGCCUGUCGUCGCCAGACACCCCAGGACCGCCCUCCCAGACGGGCACCCUGGAGCUGCAGGCCGCGCUGGAGAGCAGGAAGAAAGGCAUGGUGGACGGCCAGACGGCCUCGCUGGGGCCUCGCCGCCCCACCAGCCUGGACGGCAGAGAGGGAGGCGACGGCGCGGGAGGGCGAGGAGGGGCGUCGGCCUACACGCUCUCGUACGCCAGCCUGCGGCAGCCCCCGCCCCCGGAGCUGGGCAUCGAGGACUGGGCCAGCAAGCACCUGAACAUGCACACGCAGGGACUGUUCCGGCGCCGCGUCUCCAUCGCCAACAUGCUGUCCUGGAACCGCGGCUCCAUCAAGAAGCCCAUGCUGGUGACCAGCAACCGCGCCGUCCGCAAGGAGGCCUGCGAGAUGUUCAAGCUGGUGCAGGCCUACAUGGGGGACCGGCCCUCGCGGCUGGACCGCCGCCACAGCGCCCUGCUCAUCGUCACCAAGUGCUGGGACAUGCCGGGGCUGCGGGACGAGCUGUACGUGCAGCUGGUGCGGCAGACCACCGCCAACGCCAGCCCCCGCAGCCUGGCGGCGGGCUGGGAGCUGAUGGCCGUCAGCCUGGCCUUCUUCGCCCCCUCGCCCAAGUUCCGCUGCUACCUGGAGGGCUACAUCCAGAGACACACGGAGCCCACCAGCGACAAGAAAUGUGAGUCUCAGACUGAGCUGCAGGUGACACAGUUCAUCCUGGAACAGCAAGAGAUGAAAAUGAAGAAGAAUUCAAAGUCCAGGAAGAAGCGAAAACAGAACUCAGACGAGGAAGAAGGCCUUCCCGUCAGCACGUACGCCAAGUUCUGCCAUAGGAAGCUGCUGAAGGUGGCCAUCACCGGGGGGAAGAAGGGUCUCCGCAAGCCCACCUUGGAGGAGAUCGACCACAGCAGACGGGCCAUCCUCACCCCGUCCCUGUUUGGCAGCUCUCUGGAGGAGGUGAUGGAGCGGCAGAGCGAGCUGUUCCCAGACAGGAAGCUGCCGUGGGUGCAGGUCCAGCUGUCCCAGUACGUGCUGGCUCUGGGCGGGGCCCAGACCGAGGGCAUCUUCAGAGUACCUGGAGACAUCGACGAAGUCAAUGCACUGAAGCUCCAGGUGGACCAGUGGAGGAUUCCUGAGAACCUGUCUGACCCCAACGUUCCUGCCUCUCUGAUGAAGCUCUGGUACCGAGAGCUGGAGGAGCCGCUCAUCCCCAUGAACUUCUACAAGCAGUGCAUCAGUAACUGUGAUGACCCGGGGGCGGCCAUCGCCGUGGUGCAGUCUCUGCCGGAGCUCAGCCGGCUGGUGCUCUGCUACUUCAUCCACUUCCUGCAGGUGUUCGCUCAGCCGUCCAACGUGGCCAUAACCAAGAUGGACGUGAACAACCUGGCCAUGGUGAUGGCUCCCAACUGCCUGCGCUGCCAGUCCGACGACCCGCGGGUCAUCUUUGAGAACACACGCAAGGAGAUGUCCUUCCUGAGGAUGCUCAUCGUCCACCUGGACACCAGCUUCAUCGAGGGGGUGGUGUAGACACUGGAGAGCACGGGCCAGGCACGCAUCUACAAUCAUUCAGAAACACUGUUUAGAACACACUGGAAACUGUCGGGGGCGAUGUCGCUGCCAUCACAACCCGAGAGAAACGCUUGGACUCGGGACCCUCGAGACGAGACGUGCCGUCUUCGCUGUCACUGUUCUCCAUACUGAAAUCCACAGCGCCUGCUCUCGAGCGGUGUACUUCAACAAGCGUACUUCUACAAGCGUACUGAAAGGCGGCGGCUGCACGUGAAGCGGGUGAAGCCUCUGCUGCUGACGGGGCCGGGGCUGCGUUUCCUUCCACAAGAUUCACUUGCACGAACAAAUCCUAAACUCAGACGUGAUGACGUUCUCAGCUUUCUCAGUUCCUAGUUGUGUUGGUGAAAAACACCACCUUUAUUCUAUCAUGUUCAAAAAAAUUAAAAUAUGAAAAGCUAAGGAAUUCUUGUAAUUGUGUUUGAUUAAUAAGCUUGUCUGUGCUGUUUGGACUACGUGUACUGAUUGAUUGGGGUUUCUUUGUAUCUUUUAUGCAAGGCCUAAAGAGCACAGAGCCUGUACAUCAAAGUGCAGGCUGGAAGAAUAUGUAGAAGAAAAUCAAAGGACAUACUAACUGAAAUCAAACAGAAAUUGAUUCGAAUGACAGUCAAUGUGGCCCCCGUGUGGGAGGCCGAUCGUCCAACAGGUAACUCUUUACGUGUAAUUUGUAAGAAGUGUUUCAGUUUGAGUUGUGUGGGGUUUUGUUUGCGAUCAGUAUGUUUUUGUUUCCGUUUUGGUUCAGCUCUUAUAAGGAAGCGACUGUUGGACGUAACAUCUGUCAUAAUCGGAGCGUUUUAUUAAUCUUAUGCAAACCCUCGUUGCGAUAAUGGGAUAUUGUUUAAGUGUCGAGCAAUAUAAGAAUGUAAAAGAAGCUUUUUGUGUCCACUCUCAGGCUUUGCGGAUGUAAAUAAAAAUGAUCUGUGUAAAAUUGUACUAACUUUCUCGAAGUAUAUUCUAACAAUCUGGGUUGUCAAGGAUUUAACUGUUUUUGUAAAGAGGAAUAAAACAUGUUUUUGUUGUAAUUAUUAACUGUG